Molecule: messenger RNA, 923 nt
Organism: Hydractinia symbiolongicarpus
Lineage: Eukaryota; Metazoa; Cnidaria; Hydrozoa; Anthoathecata; Hydractiniidae
Product: C-factor-like
Exons: 5
Coding region: 60-824 (254 amino acids)
Source: RefSeq, a predicted model, not a curated record
AUAGCUUUAUCUCAUUGUGUUUACUUAGCUUUUUUUUCUUAAAGAGGUAAACUAACUAUAUGCUGAAAAAUAAAAAAAUCAUGUUCGCAAAGACCAUUUUGAUAACUGGUUCUAACAGAGGAAUCGGACUUGAACUUGUAAAGUUGUUGGCUGGUCAAUGUGAGCAUUUGUUUGCUGCUUGUCGUUCACCACAGGAUGCCACUGAUUUAAAUUCUAUUGCGGAAGAAAAUAAAAAUAUAGUUGUCAUUAAAAUAGAUGUAACAGAUCAAUUUACUAUUGAUGCUGCAAAGGAAGUUGUGCAAAACACAGUUGGAGAGAAAGGGUUAAACUGUUUAAUUAAUAAUGCUGGCGUUCUUAAAACGGGCGAGAACAGCAUUAAUGAUGUUACAGCUGAGUCAAUGAAAAGUGUUUAUGAAGUAAACACUGUGGGCCCUGCCAUGGUUAUUAAGACUUUCCUGCCAUUAAUCAAACAAGCUUCAUCACAAGUUGAAGGUGAUGGUAUGAACACAGCUCGAGCAUCCAUACUAAACAUGUCUAGUAAAGUAGCAUCAAUGGAUGAUAAUAAAUCAGGAAGAGCUUAUAGUUACAGAAUGUCCAAGAUUGCCCUAAACAUGCUUACGAAAAACCUGAGCAUCGAGUUAAAACCGGAUCGCAUAUUAGCUGUAAACUUACAUCCUGGUUGGGUACAAACUGACAUGGGUGGACCUAAUGCAUUAAUCUCAUCAGAGACAUCUGCUAAAAGAUUGUUGGAAACAGCUGCUAUGUUUACAGAGAAAGAUAAUGCACUAUUUUAUAGUUGGGAUGGCGAGCUAAUACCAUGGUAGUGUAAUGAUGGACAGAAAUUUGGCUAUGUUGCUGUAAAUUUUAUAAUUUCUUUUGUUGAUCUGUAUGUCCACAUAUCUUAAAAUUUAAUAAUUUUGUGA